Molecule: messenger RNA, 1817 nt
Organism: Salvia hispanica
Lineage: Eukaryota; Viridiplantae; Streptophyta; Magnoliopsida; Lamiales; Lamiaceae
Product: GDP-L-galactose phosphorylase 1-like
Biological process (GO): glucose metabolic process
Cellular component (GO): cytoplasm
Molecular function (GO): GDP-D-glucose phosphorylase activity
Source: RefSeq, a predicted model, not a curated record
CUUCUUCUCCAUUCACCAUUCAAUUCCCAAACCAAUUCUCUCCUUCUCUCACUUGGCUUGCUAUGUUGAGAGGGUUUUAAACCCUAGAAAUCACAUUCUCUCCAAUCACGGCUAUAUCACAAGCAAACCCGCCUCUCAUACAUGUCCGUGCACUUCGCCGCAAGGGUUGUUUGACCGAGACUAACCCUUCGCCGAACGGCGGACGAGGCGCUUCCCCCGCCGAAGGCGGCAAUCCCUCCGACCUCCUCUUUCUCGCCGGCGGCGGUUGCUAGCUUUCCUCCCUCUUUUUCUUUCUGUAAAUUCUAUUUUCAAAGAAAAAAAAACGUAAUCUUUCAAGAUGAUGCUGAGAAUCAAGAGGGUUCCUACUGUCGUCUCUAACUACCAGAAGGAGGAUUCUGAUGAGGGCUGCGGCCGCAAUUGCCUCAGAAGCUGUUGCCUACCAGGGGCAAAAUUACCUCUCUAUGCUUUUAAGAAGGAGAGUAGCAAUGUUGUGGAAAAGAAUUCUGUUGCCAUUGAUGAGAAGAAAGAGCUUCAACCAGAUUUCCUGGAUUCUCUUCUUAUUGGAGAGUGGGAGGAUCGGAUGCAGAGAGGCCUCUUCCGCUAUGAUGUCACUGCCUGUGAAACAAAGGUGAUUCCGGGGAAGUAUGGAUUUGUAGCCCAGCUGAAUGAGGGCCGGCAUCUCAAGAAAAGGCCGACUGAGUUUCGUGUGGACAAGGUCCUCCAGCCCUUCGACGAGAGCAAGUUCAACUUUACCAAAGUUGGGCAAGAGGAGGUGCUGUUUCAGUUUGAGGCCAGUGAGGACAACGAAGUUCACUUCUCUCCAAACGCACCCAUUGAUGCUGAUAACUCCCCCAGCGUGGUUGCCAUCAACGUGAGUCCAAUUGAAUAUGGGCACGUGCUGCUCAUCCCUCGGAUUCUCGAAUGUUUGCCUCAGAGGAUUGACCGCCAGAGCUUCAUGCUUGCGCUCUACAUGGCUGUUGAAGUCGGAAACCCCUUCUUCCGCUUGGGUUACAAUAGCUUGGGUGCAUUUGCAACCAUUAACCACCUCCACUUUCAGGCCUAUUACUUGGAGAUGCCUUUCCCAAUCGAAAAGGCGUCUUCUAAGAAGAUAACCACGACAAAUGGUGGCGUAGAAAUCUCCAAUAUCCUCAACUAUCCGGUCAGAGGGUUUGUUUUCGAGGGUGGCAAAACUAUGGAAGAGUUAUCCAAUGUUGUCUCGGACGCGUGCAUCUGCCUGCAAGAGAACAACAUUCCCCACAACGUGCUCAUUGCUGAUUGCGGGAAACGAAUCUUUCUGUUCCCACAGUGUUAUGCAGAGAAACAAGCUCUAGGGGAAGUGAGCUCUGAGCUUCUCGACACUCAAGUUAAUCCGGCCGUUUGGGAGAUAAGCGGGCACAUGGUAUUGAAACGAAAGCUGGACUAUGAGGAGGCGUCGGAGGAGAAUGCCUGGCGGUUGCUGGCAGAGGUUUCCCUCUCGGAAGAGAGGCUGGAAGAGGUGAAGGAGCUUAUAUUUGAAGCCAUCUGCCUAGAAGUGAAGGACGAAGUUGUCGCCCCCAUCACGCCUGAUGAGUCGGGUUCUGGCCCCAAGUCUCGUGAAGACGUCGAUGCCCUUAAGGCCUUGCAGCCUGCUAUGGUGCAGCCUGUGUAGAAAAAUUGCUUAUGUUUAUGCGAACUGGAUAUCUGUGGCAGUAUGCAGCACACUGUUUUUCCAUUGUACUGUAUUUGACAUUAAAUCAUGGCAAACUCUGUUUUGCUGUAUUAAAAUGUUGAUGUAUUUUAUACUUGUUAUGGUAAUUACUUGCAAGUUCUUAUUGUCA